Molecule: messenger RNA, 3729 nt
Organism: Amblyraja radiata (thorny skate)
Lineage: Eukaryota; Metazoa; Chordata; Chondrichthyes; Rajiformes; Rajidae
Product: cAMP-responsive element modulator
Exons: 11
Coding region: 518-1441 (307 amino acids)
Biological process (GO): regulation of transcription by RNA polymerase II
Cellular component (GO): ATF4-CREB1 transcription factor complex; nucleus
Molecular function (GO): protein binding; DNA-binding transcription factor activity, RNA polymerase II-specific; RNA polymerase II cis-regulatory region sequence-specific DNA binding
Source: RefSeq, a predicted model, not a curated record
UCGCCUGGUUUGAGGGGACUGGAGGUGACGCUCUCAGUGCAUAUCUUUGACGUGGCGGCUACGUAUCAGCACGGCCAUCCACUCCUAGCGCACCGUAAGCAGUGACGAGUAAAACUACGUAAGUGGAAACUGCUGAAGGUCCCUAAUGUCUGAAGAUGACAGCUGAUUGCUGUCUACGUAGCUGAUUCAAAACAAAAUCUGUAGCAAAUACUGUUUCCUAACUAAUUGGACAGCACUUAUAGUCGUCUCAAUUUUGGAAGCACAUGCUCAUGGAGUACAAAAGGCAUGAUUGGUUUUUUUUGGGGAUUUUGAGAGAAUGCAGAUGCAGUGCAAAGGCUCAGACAAAUUACCAUGGAAUCAGUUGUUGAAUCUCAUCAAGAUGGUAGUGUGACGGAUUCAGUGACCGACAGUGAAUCUAUCCAAUUACAAGCUCACAAUUCCCAGAUUCAGAUCCCCACUAUUGCACAGCAUUUAUUACCCAUUGAAACCACUUCUGAUGAAAGGUCAUUGACUGGAAAUGCAGACUCUGUUUCUCUGUCCACAGAAAUUGCAUAACCUGGUAUCUGUUGCUGGUGGUCAAGUUUCUUCAGGAUCUCAAGCUGUGCAUGUUGUACAGUUGCCUUCUGGUCAGACAGUGCAGGUCCAAGGAGUGAUUCAGACUGCACAACCUUCUGUGAUUCAGUCACCACAGAUACAAACUGUUCAGGUAGCUACAAUAGCAGAAACGGACGAAUCGGGAGAUUCUGCUGAGAUUGUGACUGAUUCUCAAAAACGAAGAGAAAUCCUAUCCAGACGACCAUCAUACAGAAAAAUCCUAAAUGAAUUAUCUUCUGAUGCACCUGGUGUUCCAAAGAUUGAUGAAGAAAAAUCUGAGGAAGAAGGGGCAACAGCUGCUAUCACUACAAUGGCAGUACCAACUUCUAUCUACCAGACGAGUACUGGUCAAUACAUUGCAAUCGCGCAAGGUGGAACUAUUCAGAUUGCAAAUCCAGGAGCUGAUGGUGUGCAAGGAUUACAGACACUUACCAUGACAAAUGCAGGAACACCUCAGCCUGGGACAACCAUUGUGCAAUAUGCUACACAGUCAAGUGAUGGGACACAACAGUUUUUUGUUCCAGGCAGCCAAGUCGUUGUUCAAGCUGCAUCAGGAGAUAUGCCAACUUACCAAAUCCGGACUCCAACUACCACCCUACCUCAGGGAGUCGUGAUGGCAACUUCACCAGGGACAUUGCAUAGUCCACAACAGCUUGCAGAAGAGGCAACACGUAAACGGGAACUCAGGCUAAUGAAAAACAGGGAGGCUGCCAAAGAAUGUCGACGUCGAAAAAAGGAAUAUGUAAAGUGUCUGGAGAGCCGUGUUGCAGUGCUGGAAACCCAAAACAAGCAGCUAAUCGAGGAACUCAAAACUUUGAAAGAACUUUAUUGUGAUAAAUCAGAGUAGUAUUGGUAAUGAGUCCUGACCAGUUUGAUGUCUACAGCAACUUUCUUUGAAGAUAAAGCCUCUGCAGCUUCAGACUGCUUUUAAUUUUUUGCUUUGCAAAACUACGUAGAAAACAUCGGAACCUUUAACCUGUAACAUUUCUCAAAAGUUAUUCACAGUAAUAUAUUUUGUUAAGUGUUUGUUGUAUAACUAAAAUUUUGUGGGGGAAAAAAAUGAACAAAAAAAUCUUUUGUAAAAACAAUUAGUUAAAUGUAUAUAUACAUAUACUGUACCCUGUUACAAUGUAAUGCAGUACUUGCUAAGUUCUAUUUGUUAAGCAUUUGCAUUUAAGAUUUUUAUGUGUUGCUCAUAUGCUGUCCUGAAGACACAUUGUAAUAUUAUUUUUACAUGCUUUUAGUGCCCUAUUAAAUAUGAAAACAAAAUAGAAAAGUAUGCAAGGUAAUUGAACUAAAUAAUUCAGAAAUUUGACCUAUAUAAAAAGCAUCUACCUGUAAAAGAGGGAAAUUAGAGAAAAAUGUUAUUGAUUAAUUAUAUGUAAAGAGAGUGUUAUAUUCAGUAGCAUCGCAAAACAAAUGGAAUUUAUAAUUAAUUUCUGACUUUUAUACAUUUUUUUUGUGAAAUGUAGCACUGUACUGCUGUCAGUCUAUGCUUAUGUAUUCAAGAAUCAAAAAUGGAUUUUAAUAGAACCACAUUGGUUAAAAACACACACUUCUGGUUGUUACUUGAGUAUUUUAAAAAUGUACAACUUCAGUUGCCUUGAUUCGUCAAUUACCAUCGGAAGAAAUCAUUUUGGUUCGUACAGUAACCUAUCAAGAAUGAAAUGAAUGCAUUGGAUUUUAUCUCUAUUUUUUUCUUUUAUCUACUGGUUGAGUUUAUAGCCAAUAAGAUGGAAUUUAUUUUGUUUGGUUGUGAAAUGUGUUCAACAGUAAGAUAUAUUUUUUAAAGGCCUCAAAAGAUAAUUUUUCAAGGUUUUUCUGCAUGUAAUUUUCUAGGUCGAACAUAAAAUAUAAUUUAAAAUUUUAGGUAUCUGCAUGAAGGACUAUCGUGUAAAUUCAUUCAUCUUCAUAACAAUCGCAUUAAUUCACUUAAAAAUUAUUUUUAGGGACCAUGUUUCUUGAAAUUCUCAAUUGAAAUAUUCACAAUAUUGCAACUUUAUUUUUAUUUUUCCUGUCAAUAGGCAGUUCGUACUUUCAGCUACCACAUAAGAUAAAUGAUUCUUUGUAUUUACUUUUUGAAAUUGGUGUAUCUUUUAUUCACUAUAUUGGAUUCUGUUAUUCUUGAAGCAAGUAGAUCAGCACUGUUACCAUCUAGUUGUAUUUUUAAUCCUCACGAUUCUGGCUAUAUUUUGAAGUAGCCAUUGCCUUUUUUAUCUGUCCCUUGGGCAUAGAGAUUUUCCAGUAUUGAACAAGUAUCAGCUCAUUUCUGCUCAGCAGCUCACUCUUCUGUUUGAGGAAAAACAGAGGGAAUAUGCAAGUGCUAAUAAUUUAAUUAACUGUCUUAUUUAGCUAAAUUAAAACCUCAUCCUGUUGCCAAAAGCUUAACAAUAAGAUAUCAAAUUAUAAAAGCUGUGCAUUUGCAUUUGUCUGAUUUACUAUGGUGCAUGCUUCAUUGCGGCAGGUGAACCACUGUAUUCGACAAGCAAAUUCAGGCAAGGUACUUUCUUGUUUUGCCUCUCAAAGUAGUCAUGAUUACAAUUUCAUCGUUUGAGUUCCAAGAUUGUGUGCAUGUGAAAAAACUAAAGUUCCACUUAUAAGGCCUUUCAAAAUAUUAGUUUUGACCAUCAAUCCUUUAAUUAUUUUGACAUAAAAUUAUUGCCUUGGCUGUAGUUAGUAAAUUUCUCUUAUGAUCUUUCAUGCCAAGUACUGAGGAAAAUUGUUUGUGGUUGUUGAAAGCCAAGGUCAUCUCACCUGAGGGGAAUUAACAAAACCAGAGAAGAUAAGAAGCAUAAUUCUUAGAUCAUUGAUCUAAGCCGCUUAUCUCUGCAAUUGAUGCUUUACUUGCUAUUUCUGAUUUUUAUGUACUAUAUGGAACUUAAUUUUCACGAAAGUAGUUAUGAUCUAAAAUGCACUGUCUGAGUUGUGGAGCAGAUUAAUUUGCGACUCUGCAAUAGAAAUGGAUAAGUUUUUGAAAUGAAGCCGAAUCAGGGCUAUGAGGGAAGGGCUGGAGAUUGGGACUAAUUGCUUAGGAUUUAAGAUUUGUAAAAAAUGCUGUAUUUUUCUAUCAAACAACAAACGUGAAACUGAUCUGUUGAAUUUUUUAAAAAAUUGAAAAUAUUACACUGUAAUGAG